Molecule: messenger RNA, 1007 nt
Organism: Photinus pyralis (common eastern firefly)
Lineage: Eukaryota; Metazoa; Arthropoda; Insecta; Coleoptera; Lampyridae
Gene: Gr63a
Product: gustatory and odorant receptor 24
Exons: 6
Coding region: 238-960 (240 amino acids)
Biological process (GO): sensory perception of taste
Cellular component (GO): axon; neuronal cell body; membrane
Source: RefSeq, a predicted model, not a curated record
GCGCUCAUAGCGUUCAAAAGGUGCAUUCACACAAGUACGUCUCAGAGGUUAGAAACACAAAUUUGCAGUGCACAAAAUCAGACCAACCAAAUUUGAAUAUCAUGCGACAAAUGUAGAACAAAAAGUGUUUGCACAAUACAACAAACAUAGCACAAAUGCAACAGCAGUACGUGUAACAUCGUAUGUCAUGGCGGUAAACGAAGCUCAAUCUAAAUCUAAGUGAUUGCGUGUGGCACCAUGGUUAUCAAUCACAUGACCAUGGCUCAAUUUCGAACGCUGCAGGUCAUUCCAUACUGCUACAUCAACAUAAUAACUUGCGUUCUUGGUGGAAUAUGGUAUUUGAUGUGUGACGGUAUUGCGAGAGUUGCCACUUUAAUCGCUCAGGAUUUGGAGGUAUCGCUUCGGCACGUCGGUCCUUCGCAGUUAGUAGCCGAGUACAGGGCAAUGUGGAUGCUAUUGAGUAAAAUAGUGCGAGACGUGGGAAUGGCCUUCACCUUUGAAAUUAUCUUCUUAGCCCUUUACCUAUUUUUCAUUAUCACUCUCACGAUUUACGGCCUAUUUUCACAAAUACAAAGUGGAUUUGGGAUCAAAGAUGUCGGUCUCACCAUAACUGCAUCACUUGCGACCAUGGUUUUGUACUACAUUUGCGAUGAAGCGCAUUAUGCCUCAUACUGCGUAAAGGUACUCUUCCAAAAAAAGCUGCUGUUGGUCGAAUUAUCGUGGAUGAACGAAGACGCACAACAAGAGAUUCAAAUGUUCUUACGUGCAACAGAAAUGAGCGAGACCAGCAUGUCUCUUGGUGGAUUCUUUGAUGUUAAUAGAACACUAUUUAAAUCGCUGUUGGCCACGAUGGUUACCUACUUAGUGGUGCUACUACAAUUCCAGAUUAGCUUGCCCGAAGAUCUCGAUACCGGUCAUAUUCUAUCAACGAUGGCGAGUCUGCUGAGUACUGUGAAAUGAACAAAUUAAGCCAUUAGUUUCGUAUAGACAAUGUACUAACCUUUUUG